Messenger RNA from Colletotrichum aenigma, 264 nucleotides. RefSeq lists its product as uncharacterized. Bases 1 to 264 code for a protein of 87 amino acids. The record is from RefSeq and is a predicted model, not a curated record. NCBI's taxonomy places the organism in Eukaryota, Fungi, Ascomycota, Sordariomycetes, Glomerellales, Glomerellaceae. The transcript has 2 exons.
AUGCUGGAUGAUUCUACACCAGGAACGUCCAUGGCCUGGGAUGAAGCAAUCUGCAAUUCGAAUGUUUCCGACUUGGGCCUCUCGAGGGGCAACGACAGAGGAGGUGGCUUGGCAUUCAUCAGCCGCAUUCGCGAUAUUUCCGGAACUGUGGUGACGAAUGCAACCUGCGGAUUUAUUUCGACGAACUCCCUUUCGCCGAUUUUCUGGCAUAGCAAUUCUCGCGUCAUGGGCCCGUUGCCGUUUGGUGUGCAGGGCCAUCGAUAA